Messenger RNA from Triticum aestivum (bread wheat), 1297 nucleotides. Its product is annotated as BTB/POZ and MATH domain-containing protein 1-like. The transcript has a single exon. Bases 59 to 1111 code for a protein of 350 amino acids. The record is from RefSeq and is a predicted model, not a curated record. Lineage: Eukaryota; Viridiplantae; Streptophyta; Magnoliopsida; Poales; Poaceae. Gene Ontology annotation, molecular function: protein binding. Gene Ontology annotation, biological process: protein ubiquitination.
AUCGUCGAUCGAUAUUGGCCGGGAACACGUAUAGCCGCCGCGCGCGUUCUCGUCCGCCAUGGCUCACAACGCGGCCGCCGCAGUUGAUCACGGCGAAGGCAUCCGGACGUCGUCGAGGUGCGUCGUGGAUGGCGCGACACACGAUUUCGUGGUGAUCAACUACCCGCUGCUGGAUGGCAUGUGCAUCCGAAACCGCGUAACCUCCAGCGCGUUCAGGGUCGGCGGCUACGAUUGGAGCAUCAUGUUCUACCCGGACGGAGCGGAAGUAGCCGGCUACGCGUCAGUCUACUUGUGUUGUCUCAGCCAGGCCAAGGACGGGGUGGGGACAAGCUUCACCUUAACCAUGCUGGACGAUCAAGGCAACGUACAUGCAACCAGGCAGAUACCUGGAUUCAUCUUCGGUGAGAAGGAAACCUGGGGCUUUUCCGACUUUGUCGAGAAAUCGAAGCUGAGAUCGUCAUGUAUCCUAACGAUAAGGUGUGUGCUCGCUGUGGUCAAAGAACCACCCUCGGAGUGCAAGGGCAAUCUUAUCGUGGACCCUCCGCCGGAGCUGCCCGGCCGCCUCCACCGCGCCCUCAAGAACGGGAGAGGCACCGACAUCAGGGUCCUCGUGGGGGGCAGGGAGUUCAGAGCGCACAAGUUCAUGCUGGCCGCGCAGUCGCCGGUCUUCGAAGCUCAGCUCUUUGGCCCGAUGGCGCAGAAGGACAUGCGGCGGAUCAUGGUUGUCGACAUGGAGCCGGCCAUCUUCGAGAUGCUUCUUCACUACGUCUACACGGAUUCACUGCCGCCGUGUGGCAAAGACAAUUACGAUACAGCCAGGAUGCAGCAUUUGCUAGUCGCCGCGGACCGGUACGGGCUGGAGAGGUUGAAGGUGAUGUGCGAAAAGAGGCUGUGGGAAAACAUCAACGCGAGCACAGUCAUGAGCACAUUGGCACUAGCAACUCACCACUACUGUGACCAGCUCAAGGAAGCAUGCUUAAAGUUUAUGUCAUCGUCGCAGGAAGUCAUGGAUGCAGUCGUGGUAACCGACGGAUUCCAACACCUCAUGGCAACUUGUCCCAUGCUAGUUUUGAAGCACACCGGGGAAAAAGUAACCAUCAAGAGGAAGUAAUAAUCCAAGCAAGAAGUGGAGAUUCUAAAAUUUCUUAUAUAUAAAUCCUAUAUUGUUUGAAGUUGGUAGAGUACUAGAGUUUUCCUUUAAAGUCAACAUAUGUAAAUUUCUGCACUAAUCUAGUUGUUAAAAUAUAUACUCUUAGCCUGAACUAGCAUAGUAGCAAGCGAAAAUGCACUUGCAACG